AUGCUGUCGCCGCUUAUCAAGUGGGAUAAAGUGCUGUUCCGUCCGAACGCUGCGAUGCGAAAUACAUUCUUCCUCAUGAACAUCAACGGCUUUCAAAUGCACGAGCUGUCCACCAACACUGCAGCCGAAUAUUCUACAUGGGUGCGACUGAUACAAGAAUCGCGUUUGGCUGAAACUAAACCCACACUUACGUCUACACAUCAACACACGAGAUCCACUGAUGACUCUGGAAUAAACGUAUCGAGAAAUCCGUCUGAUGCAUCUGAGAAGUCAGCGUCUAGCGCUCCACCAGACGAUACCUGUGACAGCGACCGCGAUGUGCGGGACAAGGACAAGGAGAGAGAGAAAGAGACGAACGAUAGAGCCUCUGUGGAGCCAGAAAGAGAGAAAGCAUCGUUAGAGCGAGAAGAGAAAACUGAACGGUUGAAUAGAUCUGUCUCUGUUGAGACGGACAAUGCUGAAGAUAAACACAGAAGGCGACCAACAGUGGGACGUAUAACGACGCAUGUGUGUGAUCCAGAAAGUGAGGUCGCGUUAGUGGAGGGCGGGGCUGUGACCGUACGUCCGCCUCUUAGGGACGUACUCACUGCGCAGAGAGUCCUAUCUCACACAGAACGUCUCCGGCGCCUUGACGAGGCGAUAUCUCAAGCAUUACAAGCGAAAAGUGCGGUAAUAGCCGAGUUGUUAGGCGUUCCUCCCGAAAGCUACAGCCACAUGGCGGAACUUGCCGUUGCGGAAACAAUGGGACAAGUUGACUUAUGUGGAGACCUUCGUCCUAACGAUGAAUCAAAUGGUGAACCGGAUGUUCAUCAACUGCUGUUGGCUGCGCAAGCACAAGCGAAUCAACUGACGGAAGCGCUAAGCAGUGCGCUAUCCCUGAGUGAGACGAGUGCGGUGCGCGCGCGCAGCGGACGAUGUGACUCGUGUCGGAGUAGGACUUUGCGACCUUCUGCCACGCCCCGUAAUGAUGAAUCGGCAGACAACUGGACACUAGUAGAAGACUCUCGACCGGGUGACGUGUCACACCCGUCUGAAACGGCGCCAACUCAAUCGGUCGAUCAGUCGUUCGACUUGUUGACGGAUGUUGACAACCAAUUGCGGGAGCCUACCGUUGAUGCGGCUUUUGCGGAAGAAAUAAGUGCGUCGGGUGAAGCCCAAUUGGCUCGGAACUUAGUGGGCGUGGCUUGCGGCUUGCAAGCGUCUCUGGGGCGGCUGGUGGCUGCUCUUCCCGCCCUGCAACAAGAUCGCGUCUCCUUAAGAUCAAGCCUCGCGGCUGCAAGGGAACGGGCUGAGAGGCUCGCUCAUGAUAAAAAAGUCAGUGAAGAUAUGACGUUUCCAAAUGAGAGUGUGGACCAAUCAAUGCAGGACCAACCGAGUAACGGAGGCUGA
This is a messenger RNA of Pieris macdunnoughi, 1389 nucleotides long. NCBI's taxonomy places the organism in Eukaryota, Metazoa, Arthropoda, Insecta, Lepidoptera, Pieridae. The record is from the annotation of a GenBank genome assembly.